This is a messenger RNA of Paramormyrops kingsleyae, 745 nucleotides long. RefSeq names its product prefoldin subunit 4 (gene pfdn4). Gene Ontology annotation, cellular component: prefoldin complex; cytoplasm. The record is from RefSeq and is a predicted model, not a curated record. Gene Ontology annotation, biological process: protein folding. NCBI's taxonomy places the organism in Eukaryota, Metazoa, Chordata, Actinopteri, Osteoglossiformes, Mormyridae.
AAAUAAUUUUAUACAUACAUAUAUACACAUAUUUUAAAUAAAAUGCACUAUACAUUGAAAAUUCAUAAUCCACUUGUAAAACCCGUAAAACAGAAUUGGUUUCUCUCACAGAAAAUGGCAGCCACCAUGAAGAAGAAUGUUGCGGUGGAAGAUGUAAACGUUACCUUUGAAGACCAACAGAAGAUCAAUAAGUUUGCCAGAAGCACAAAUCGUAUGACAGAACUAAAAGAUGAAAUUGAAGCAAAAAAAAAAUCGCUACAAAAUUUGGAGGAUGCCAGCGAUGACAUCAUGAUGUUAGAUGACGACACUUUGCUCAUCCCGUUUCAAAUUGGGGAUGUCUUUAUAAGUCAUACUCAAGAAGAAACACAGGAGAUGUUAGAAAAUGCAAAGGUAUUAUUGAAAGAAGAGAUCAAGGCACUUGAGGGCCGGGUUUCAUCAAUACAGGGAGUCCUAGCAGAUCUGAAAAUCCAACUCUAUGCCAAGUUUGGGAAUAAUAUAAACCUGGAAGCAGAUGACAGCUGAAUCCAUGAUAGGCGAACACCUUUAUGGCAUUUGAGAAACUUUCCAUGAAAAUCACAGUUUGGCGCCCCCUGCAGGGCUGUCCAUUAACCUGCCAAAUCUGUUUAUUAAUGUAAUUUCUCUCUUAGGGUAAUUUAUCUGCAUCUUAAUUUCUGUCAUGUGUAUUACCAGAUUAUUUGUGUAAACAUCUGAGGUUUAUUGGAUAAGAAUAAAUUCAUUCUGUGGA